AUGCAAAUUGGCCUCAGGACCGUCGAUGCCACUCUUGCCGUGAGCGCCGCUUCCUCUCUUUUCAGAGAUUUGAGUGUCUCGGGUCCCACACCAACCCUCACCAUUCCAGGGGCAACGGUAUAUCAGGGCUGUGCUGGGGCAGCCGAAGACAUCAUGCCUCAUAAAGAUUCCAGACGCAGCGUAUACAGCCCCAUUCCUUUGCUGGCCGUGCAAGAUACAGGCCACAGCGGCAUCAACCAGCUCGGCGGGGUGUACGUGAACGGGCGCCCCCUGCCAGACUCCACGCGCCAAAAGAUCGUGGAGCUGGCGCACAGCGGGGCCCGUCCCUGCGACAUCUCCCGGAUCCUGCAAGUCUCCAACGGCUGUGUGUCCAAAAUCCUGGGCCGGUACUACGAGACGGGCUCCAUCCGGCCACGGGCCAUCGGGGGCAGCAAGCCUCGAGUCGCCACGCCCGACGUGGUGGCCAAAAUCGCCCACUUCAAGAGGGAGUGUCCUUCCAUAUUCGCCUGGGAGAUACGAGACAGGUUAUUGUCUGAGGGAGCUUGUACCAACGACAGCGUACCCAGCGUAUCGUCCAUCAAUCGUGUGCUUCGUAAUCUGGCGGCCCAGAAAGAGCAGGCCCAGGUGCAGGCCCAGGAUGCGGUGUACGACAAGCUGCGUAUGCUUAACGGUCAAGGCUGGCCCAGGCCUAACCCCUGGUACCCAGGGGGAACCACCUUCGGGAGCAUUGCUCCGGGGUAUGUGGCGCCUCCUGUUAGUGCACCAACCGUCCCCUCCCUGGAGAAUGGGUUGCCUACGAAAAAAGAGGGCAGCGUGACGGAGGCUUCCACCCCCAGUGACCAGAGUGUGAGCGGUGGCGAGGAUGGAGACUCGGCUGCCCGGUUACGGCUCAAAAGGAAACUUCAGAGGAACCGGACGUCUUUCACCCCCGAGCAGAUAGAGGCGCUAGAGAAAGAAUUCGAAAGAACACAUUAUCCUGAUGUUUUUGCUCGAGAAAGGCUAGCGGCUAAAAUUGAUCUUCCCGAAGCAAGAAUACAGGUGUGGUUUUCGAACCGUCGCGCCAAGUGGCGUCGAGAAGAGAAACUACGCAACCAGCGGAGGGCGGCAGAACAGGUGGCGUCUGCGCCGGGGCGGAUCCCGCUCAACAGCCCUUUCGCGAACUCUCUUUACCCCACCAUUGCCCAAUCCAUGGCUAGCAUGCCAGACACAUACAGGUCUGGCAUGGCGUCGAUGCCGACCUACUCCAGUAGCAUGGCUCCCAGUUCGUGCCUGCAACAGCAAACGGCCUCGUACUCAUGCAUGCUACCUCCACCACCAGGGGGACCCCCGCGCGCCUACGACCCUCUGAGCCUGGGCAACUACACGAGGAGUCCUGCAGCGCCCCAAACUCCACACGCCAUGCAGCCCUCGGCCGUCAACAGCCAGUUUUCCAACAACGGCACAGCAGCAGCAUCCACAGGACUAAUCUCGCCCGGAGUUUCUGUGCCCGUCCAAGUGCCCGGACAGACCAACGACCUGAACAACUACUGGACUCGGCUCCAGUGACAUCACCCACCCACCACAGACUCCGCCCUUGGUCUGUGGCUCAGUCGGUCUGAUCAGAAGAGCGCGAAGGGCUUCUACCAGGACAUCAGGACAUCGUUGG
This is a messenger RNA of Uloborus diversus, 1645 nucleotides long. Its product is annotated as paired box protein Pax-6-like. Bases 1 to 1545 code for a protein of 514 amino acids. Gene Ontology annotation, molecular function: RNA polymerase II cis-regulatory region sequence-specific DNA binding; DNA-binding transcription factor activity, RNA polymerase II-specific. Gene Ontology annotation, biological process: anatomical structure development; regulation of transcription by RNA polymerase II. The transcript is spliced from 10 exons. Lineage: Eukaryota; Metazoa; Arthropoda; Arachnida; Araneae; Uloboridae. The record is from RefSeq and is a predicted model, not a curated record.